AUGCUAGACGCUACAAUGGCGCCUCACGCCGACAUUCCCGAAAUGGCUCUUGAGAGCGUACCAGAGCGCAAUGGCUCCAGAUUCAAGACUCACCUCCAAUCGACACCGCAAAACGACGUGCACGAUGUCAUUUGCCUAGGCUUCGGCCCUGCCGCCCUAGCAAUCGCAGUGGCUCUCCACGAUUCGACCAAGCAGACGGGCAAGCAGCAGCCUCAGCUCAAGACACAACCCAAGGUCGCCUUCCUCGAGAGGCAGGAGAACUUUGCAUGGCACGCCGGCAUGCAGAUUCCAGGCGCAAAGAUGCAGAUCUCGUUCAUUAAGGACAUGGCCACCAUGCGCAACCCUCGCAGCGAGUUCACCUUCCUCAACUACCUGCACGAGAACAACCGCCUGGUGCAAUUCACCAACCUCAGCACUUUCCUGCCCCGCCGCAUUGAAUACGAGGACUACCUACGCUGGUGUGCCGGCUGGUUUCAGAACUUGGUUUCGUACGGACAAGAGGUGGUUGAUAUCUCGCCUGACAGCAAGACCAAGAGCGCAGAGGGCGUGACAACAUGGACAAUCACAUCUCGCAACAUCCACACAAACGAGCUCAGCCACCGCCGUACGAAACGCGUCGUCGUCGCUGUAGGAGGUCACCCCAGAAUCCCCGAGGCAUUCCCUCAACACCACCCUCGCAUCAUCCACUCAUCCCAAUACUGGACUCUCUCCUCCCGUAUCUUCCUCGACCGCAAUGCUCCUCUGAAGAUCGCCGUCAUCGGCUCUGGCCAAUCCGCCGCCGAGAUCUUCAUGAAUCUGCCCAGCCAGUUCCCUAACUCAAAGGGCUACCUCCUGAUCCGUGGCGCCGCUCUGCGACCCUCAGACGACUCGCCCUUCGUCAACGAAGUCUUCGACCCCGAGCGCACCGACGAUACAUUCAACCAAGAUCCCGCCAUCCGUGCCGCAGCCAUCAAGAUGGACAAGGCCACCAACUACGGCGUCGUCCGUCUCGAGCUGCUCGAACACAUGUACGACGUCCUCUACACUCAGCGCCUCGUCCAUGGCGACGACGAAGCGGCAUGGCCCCAACGCCUGCUCAAUCACCGCGAAGUAGAGCAUGUGACUGAAUUGCCCAACGACCGCGUACGUCUGCACAUCAGAAACGACACUGCCAAGUUCAGACGCUGUAAUGGCUCCACCAACGAGUCUUUGGAUGUGGAUUUGGUCAUGAUUGCUUCAGGUUACAGAAGAGAUCACCAUGAGCAGUUGCUUGAGAAGGUCAGGCCUAUGAUGCCUGGCGGUGAUAAGCCUGGCCAGAAGUGGACUGUCAACCGCGAGUAUAAGGUGCAGUUUGAGCAGGGCGCUGUAGCCAAGGACUCUGGUGUUUGGCUACAGGGUUGCAAUGAGGGUACCCACGGUGUAAGUUCCGCUUCUGUCUUCUGA
This is a messenger RNA of Aureobasidium namibiae CBS 147.97, 1422 nucleotides long. Its product is annotated as hydroxylase. The coding region runs from base 1 to 1422 and encodes 473 amino acids. Lineage: Eukaryota; Fungi; Ascomycota; Dothideomycetes; Dothideales; Saccotheciaceae. Gene Ontology annotation, biological process: intracellular iron ion homeostasis. The transcript has a single exon. The record is from RefSeq and is a predicted model, not a curated record.